AUGCCCUCUCGAUCAACCAGCCCUUACCGGUCCGCAGAGAACCUCACCCCCAUCCUCGAUCUUCGCUCGGAGGACAAAAGUCGAGAUCCAAAUGAGAGACCGGAUCACUCACAGGUUGCAAGCCGCGGCACACCCGCUCGCCAUUCACGACGACAGCGAUCGGAGUAUCGAUCCUGGGAUCGGGCGAGUGAUGUGCCCAGAACGGGGACGACGGGGUCCAAGUAUCGAUCGCGGUCGAGACAUUGA
This is a messenger RNA of Penicillium daleae, 246 nucleotides long. RefSeq lists its product as uncharacterized. The coding region runs from base 1 to 246 and encodes 81 amino acids. The record is from RefSeq and is a predicted model, not a curated record. NCBI's taxonomy places the organism in Eukaryota, Fungi, Ascomycota, Eurotiomycetes, Eurotiales, Aspergillaceae. The transcript has a single exon.